Molecule: messenger RNA, 747 nt
Organism: Microthlaspi erraticum
Lineage: Eukaryota; Viridiplantae; Streptophyta; Magnoliopsida; Brassicales; Brassicaceae
Source: the annotation of a GenBank genome assembly
AUGGAAAUCGAUGCUGCGAAGGGUCAAGAGUCGAAGCAGAUCAGAGACGAAGAGCUCUUCAAAGCUGCGGAAUCUGGCGAUUCGUCGGUGUUCAUGUCAUUAUCUCCUCAACAGCUACAAAAAUCACUGACUUUCAGAAACGAAGACGGUCGCUCUCUCCUCCAUGUCUCAGCUUCAUUAGGCCGUUCUGAGGUAGUGAAGAUGCUAUCAAGUACAGAAGAAUCAAAGGCUGUAAUUAACAGCAAGGAUGAUGAAGGCUGGGCUCCUCUUCAUUCUGCUGCUAGCAUCGGCAAUGCUGAGCUCGUUGAAGUGCUCUUGACUAGAGGUGCUGAUGUUAAUGCGAAGAACAACGGUGGACGCACUGCUCUUCACUAUGCUGCUAGCAAAGGAUGGUUGCAAAUCGCUCAGAUUCUUCUGACACACGGUGCAAAGAUUAACAUCACUGACAAGUUUUCUUGUGGCUUUAAGGUUGGUUGCACACCGCUUCACAGGGCAGCAAGCACGGGUAAGUCUGAUCUGUGUGAGUUCUUGAUCGAAGAAGGAGCAGAGAUCGAUGCUGUUGAUAAAAUGGGCCAGACUCCACUCAUGCAUUCAGUGAUCUGCGAUGACAGACAGGUUGCGUUUAUGCUUGUGAGGCAUGGUGCAGAUGUUGAUGUAGAAGACAAAGAAGGCUACACGGUUCUUGGCCGAGCUUCCAUCGAGUUUCGACCUGCACUUAUCGAUGCUGCUAAGGCUAUGCUUGAAUGA